UAUAUAUAAAUAUUCCUCCGUCCCCACAUUACCUUUCAUCUUCAUUCAUUUCUCUCCAUCUCUCCUCCUACCUUUUCAAUUUUCAAAUCUUCUCUCUCUAAAUUCCCUUUUCCUUCUCUCUCUAAAUCUUCAUCUCGAGCGAAUAUGCGUGAGAUUCUUCACAUCCAAGGAGGCCAAUGCGGCAACCAAAUUGGGGCAAAGUUCUGGGAAGUGGUCUGUGCCGAACACGGGAUCGAUUCCACCGGACGAUAUCAGGGAGACUCCGAUCUUCAGCUUGAGAGGAUCAAUGUGUACUACAAUGAGGCCAGUUGUGGGAGGUUUGUCCCCAGAGCUGUUCUCAUGGACCUUGAGCCUGGAACUAUGGACAGUGUCAGAUCUGGAACCUAUGGUCAGAUCUUCCGUCCAGAUAACUUCGUUUUUGGCCAAUCUGGUGCCGGAAACAACUGGGCUAAAGGCCAUUACACCGAAGGCGCAGAACUAAUAGAUUCUGUUCUCGAUGUUGUUCGCAAAGAAGCCGAGAACUGCGAUUGCUUGCAGGGUUUUCAGGUGUGUCAUUCACUAGGAGGAGGGACUGGUUCUGGAAUGGGAACCCUUUUGAUUUCGAAGAUCAGAGAGGAGUACCCGGACAGAAUGAUGCUUACUUUCUCCGUCUUUCCCUCACCAAAGGUCUCUGACACGGUCGUGGAGCCUUACAAUGCAACACUCUCUGUCCAUCAAUUGGUUGAAAAUGCAGAUGAGUGCAUGGUUCUUGACAAUGAGGCUCUGUAUGACAUUUGCUUCCGAACCCUCAAGCUCACCACUCCCAGCUUUGGUGAUCUGAACCAUCUGAUUUCGGCCACAAUGUCUGGUGUCACUUGCUGUCUACGAUUCCCUGGUCAGCUGAACUCUGACCUUCGAAAGCUUGCUGUUAACCUCAUCCCCUUCCCUCGGCUCCACUUCUUCAUGGUGGGUUUCGCACCUCUCACUUCCCGUGGUUCCCAGCAGUACAGAUCACUGACAGUGCCGGAACUUACUCAGCAAAUGUGGGAUUCCAAGAACAUGAUGUGUGCAGCAGAUCCGCGCCAUGGCCGGUACUUGACAGCAUCGGCUAUGUUCAGGGGCAAGAUGAGCACCAAGGAGGUUGAUGAGCAGAUGAUCAAUGUUCAGAACAAGAACUCUUCCUACUUUGUGGAAUGGAUCCCCAACAAUGUCAAAUCCACCGUCUGUGAUAUCCCACCCACAGGAUUGAAAAUGGCGUCGACUUUCAUUGGAAAUUCAACGUCUAUUCAAGAAAUGUUCAGGCGUGUGAGUGAGCAGUUCACGGCCAUGUUCAGGAGGAAGGCUUUCUUGCAUUGGUAUACUGGGGAAGGAAUGGAUGAGAUGGAGUUUACUGAAGCCGAAAGCAACAUGAAUGAUUUGGUUUCAGAGUAUCAGCAAUACCAGGAUGCAACAGCAGAUGAGGAGGGAGAUUACGAGGAUGAAGAGGAAGAACUUCAAGACAUGUGAUGAUUGACUUGAGUAAUGGGGAGUGGUUUUGGGUAAUGGAUGUAAGUUGCUGCAACUUCCGGUUGCCAAUCUCCGGGAAGAGAGAAUGGAGUACUCCGGGUAGCUGUAGGCCAUAUUAGUUGUCCUUGCUCAGUUUCUUAAAUACAGUAUUCAUAUUAAUAGAUUUAUCUGCAUUGUACUUUCUGCUGCCUGAAAUUACGGCUUUUGAAAAAUCAAUCAUGCACUACAUUUUAGCCA
This is a messenger RNA of Cornus florida, 1722 nucleotides long. RefSeq names its product tubulin beta-2 chain. The coding region runs from base 145 to 1485 and encodes 446 amino acids. The transcript has 3 exons. Gene Ontology annotation, biological process: mitotic cell cycle; microtubule cytoskeleton organization. The record is from RefSeq and is a predicted model, not a curated record. Gene Ontology annotation, molecular function: GTP binding; GTPase activity; structural constituent of cytoskeleton. Lineage: Eukaryota; Viridiplantae; Streptophyta; Magnoliopsida; Cornales; Cornaceae. Gene Ontology annotation, cellular component: cytoplasm; microtubule.